Messenger RNA from Planococcus citri (citrus mealybug), 2060 nucleotides. RefSeq names its product Cyclin-dependent kinase 4 (gene Cdk4). Gene Ontology annotation, cellular component: cyclin-dependent protein kinase holoenzyme complex; cytoplasm; nucleus. The record is from RefSeq and is a predicted model, not a curated record. The transcript has 8 exons. Gene Ontology annotation, biological process: signal transduction; protein phosphorylation; regulation of G2/M transition of mitotic cell cycle. Gene Ontology annotation, molecular function: cyclin-dependent protein serine/threonine kinase activity; cyclin binding; ATP binding. The coding region runs from base 229 to 1221 and encodes 330 amino acids. Lineage: Eukaryota; Metazoa; Arthropoda; Insecta; Hemiptera; Pseudococcidae.
GCAUGAAAGCUAAUGAAUUCCCCUUCUCGUCAUAAGGUUGUUGAACAUUUUAAAAAAGUGUGUUUCCUGUCAGCGGUGCCGGUUGAACUCCUCAUAAAGGAAACUACGCAAAUAAUUCUGCGUAAUACCGCAUAUCUGUUACAAAUAAGUGAGCUUUUAGCUGCAAAAGCCAACUCAGUAGCGUAAUUAGUGUUUGAUUACUUGUUGAUUGUGUUUGAGUUCGUGUAAAUGAAAAUGCACAAGACUGCGGAGCAAGAUGAUACUUUGUAUAUUACGCGGCUCGAUGGCAUGAAUUAUGACUCUUUUUUUGAGGGCAGUUUCAGCAGUGAAUUUGAUAACAUGAAUGUUAUUGGAAAUGGUGCGCAAGGAACGGUGUACAAAGCAAGGGAGAAAGCAACGGGUAAAUAUGUGGCUUUGAAGAGAUUCAAAAUAUCGGUUACCGAAGACGGCCUACCAUCUUCCGCAAUGCGAGAAAUCACUGCGUUAAAGCAUCUUCAUUAUCAUGAGCAUCCGAAUAUAGUGAGAUUAUUAGAUACAUGCCAAGGACGAUGCAGGGAUACAUCGCUAGUAUUACUUUUGGUUUUUGAACAUAUCGAUCAAAAUUUGGCAGAUUAUAUUACCAAGUCACGGUUCAACGGUGAACUAGAACCACAUCUUAUUAAAAACUUCUCGAAACAACUUCUUAAUGGAGUCGACUUCUUGCAUUCUCAUCGGAUUGUGCAUAGAGAUCUGAAACCACAGAAUAUUCUGAUAUCGGAUAGUGGCCAGUUGAAAGUUGCAGAUUUUGGCCUAGCUAGGAUAUAUGACUAUGAAAUGAGGCUCACCUCAUUGGUUCAAACACUCUGGUAUCGAGCCCCAGAAGUUAUUUUAGGACUAUCAUACACUACUUCUGUAGAUAUAUGGGCUUGUGGUUGUAUCAUAGCAGAAAUGUAUCUGAAGAAACCGUUGUUUCCCGGUAGCUCGGAAGUUGAUCAGUUGGACAGAAUUUUCCAAAUCGUAGGCACGCCUUCGAAUGAAAACUGGCCUGAAAAUGUAUCCUUGGAAAGAAGCGAAUUCCAAAAUUGGCCUACUGUGUGUUUGAGGUCACUUAUUCAGAGGUUGUGUGUUACAGGUUCAGAGUUAAUAACCAGCAUGUUAUCAUUCAAUCCUAGUAAGCGAAUCAAUGCACGGGAUUCAUUAGUUCAUCCGUAUUUCGAUGACGUUAAAGGGAAUGAGAAUUGAUCUUAGAGAACAAAUCAAGGGGCAAUAUUAAUGUUAAGUGAAACUUAUUUUUAGCAGAAUCUGCAACAUGGUAAUGUUUGCCGACAGCAUGAUUUUAUUACCAGUCAUAUCAAUGCAUUUAAGAGGCUUUCUGGUAUGAAAGUACAUUAUAAAUUGAUUAAUUUAUUAUAUAUAUUAAAUUAUUUGAUUGGUCACCAAGUUGUUGUGCAUUUGUUUUUUUUUUACGUUUGUAAAAACUGGGUUUUUGUAGUUAUUACUUUUUCGUAUUAAUUCACAAUUAUUUCUUAGUUCCUUACUAUAAUAUUAAGAUUUAAAAACAAGCGAAGUAUCCUAACUUGUAUGUUUUUUCAAUUAACUUCCAGGCAAAGUAGGCUAGGUAGUAACUAAAGUAAUUAAUAUUUUACUAUUUGGUACAAAUUUAUAUUGAACUGUCAGGAAUUAGUCUUAGCGUAAUUUAAUUAUGGUUAUUGUUCUAUUUAUUUGCCUAUAAUUUUCUCGAACAUCUGAUCUUAUUAAUUUUUUCCUUAGCAAUGCCUGGGAAAAUUAUAUUGUUACCAAAAUAUUUUCAUUAAUGAAACUGUAUUCAAUACUGAAAUGAAUUCCUGAGGAAAAUACUAAAAAGAUAUCGUUUCUUACUGUGCGUAUUUUUAUUGUCGUUUCGAUAAUAAUCGUUCAUCUUUUCUAUAAACAUGGUACCUACUAUCUAGAAAUGAUGCUUACAAUACUGAACGCAUUAUCUAGACUUAAUUACAUUAUUUGUAAUGAAUAUACGUAUAUGUGUAAGAUUUUGAUUUUAAUCGGAUAUUUAGUUCGUAAAUAAAUGUUCGAUUGCAUUCGCA